This is a messenger RNA of Mycosarcoma maydis (corn smut), 2358 nucleotides long. RefSeq lists its product as uncharacterized. Bases 1 to 2358 code for a protein of 785 amino acids. The transcript has a single exon. Lineage: Eukaryota; Fungi; Basidiomycota; Ustilaginomycetes; Ustilaginales. The record is from RefSeq and is a predicted model, not a curated record.
AUGCGUCGCGAGGCUCUCCGACGAAAUGCGACGUCGCCUUCGCCUGACGCUUCUCCCACGCCACCGGCCGUUGCCGCUCUUACUGCUCGAAAGGAUGUUUCGCUAUCCUUUGUAACAUCGGCUCCGUUCCGGGACGUCGCUUCACCGAUGAGCGCUUCACAUGCUUCGCUCAGCACAGAUCCUGUCCACGCUACACUCUCACCGCGACCCAUGUCUCCAGCUGCCUAUCGCAUUGAUUCAGCCAACACACACAGCAACAUUAAAGCCGCUCACGCUCCGAGUUGCCCACGUGACGCCGGAAUCCAUCAUGUCAACAAUGCGUCACAAUCGAUUUCGGCGACGCCAUCGAGUUCCAGCACAAAACGUCUCUCUUCAACCUUUUCGACGGAGCCAAGCCGCACUGACAAAGCUGCAGAACGGGCGUUCUACCGUCGCAUCCUUUUCCAAGACCUUUCGGCUUCGACCGAGGCUCCAUCCAUCACAGACGAUGCCGAUCUGAAUCACGAGAUCUACCUAUUGCUUGCUUACCUGCUGCGUGAGACGGUGCUUCCGUGGUACAGCAAGCUGACGCCUGACCGCGAGCUUCUGACCCAGAUCACAUUGAUCAUCACAUCGAUCAUCAAUACCGUGAUCGAACGUCAGGCUGCAGGAAGCUCUGCUUCUGCGGUCUCAUCGACCGCCUCGGAAAGCGAUAUCCACGCACCAAGGUCUGCUUCACAUGCCGACCUGCCAAGAAUUCAUACUAUGCUCUCGCGCGACAUACCGCUCAUUUUGCGGCAACACUGCUUAGACUUCAGACAGGCACAAGCCAAGGCUGAGAGUACAUGGGCUCCUCUGGGUGCGCAAUCGGCCUCGUCAGUGGCUUCGAACUCCCUAUCUCAGGCUGAUUCUGACGAACGAUUGCGCCAACAGGUCUUGGAGCAAUUGUCACCGUUUUAUCAGGAAGCAUUCGAUCCUUUGCCUAGUGCGACUCGGUCUGUAUCAGCGUUGCAACUGGCUUUGCACUUUCAAGCAACGUCGCCGCAUCCUGGUCUGAACCCUGCGACAGGUACGUUGGACGGAAAGAUUGAUCUCGCCUAUCUACGGAUUGCCGUGCUAAAUCUGCUUUCAUCGCUGCUGCCUGCUGAUGAGUUUGCUCCGGAUACGGAAAAGUUCAUUGUUCGCGAUGUGCUUGUGACGGUACUUCGAGGCGCUCUUGCUCGCUCGUUCCGGCCAUGGUUUUUUGUGCAGAGCUUACACAAGGCGCUGGAUGCAGCUGGCUGGCCGGCUGAUCCUACACCUCCACCUGUCGAGUCGCACAUCGACACGGAUGAUUCGGCUAGAGUUUUGGUCGACAGAAGUGCGGUUGCAGGUCGAGCUCCAACAGCAGUCUUACGCAUGAUCACUCGACUGCCAGCGAUGCUUCUGCAUGCUUGGACGCUCAUCAUCUUUACAGCCCUGCCGUUUCUUGUGCGCGCCUACCUGGAUCUCUUCAACGUGCAGCGGGCCCGCAGGCGGCGCACACAACAUCAGCCCAGGCCGGACAAAGUGUCGACCCUUCUACGCUCUUCUAGUGUUAAAGGUGGAAUGUCAUCUUCGCUGUCUACAGGCAGCUUCUUCGAACGCAAGAUGCAUGGCAGAUAUCCUUCGCACAGGUUCCAUUCUAGCAACGAUGACACCAUCACGGCGCAAGGUCACCUUUCGGCGAGCGAUGUCAAUUUCUCUGCGAUGCUUGAUCCGCACGACGUGGUGCAAGACGGAGCAAAGGAGGAGGGCAAACGAACAGUCGAUGAUCGAGAUUUGGCACCCGACUACGUUGGCAAUUGGCUUGAUACUCUCGAGGAAGUGCUCCUUACCAACACACAUGCAGUGUUGAGGGCACUUCUUGGUUUGAUGAGGACGGCAGUGGUCACGAGCGGGCUAGCUGAAUCGAUGAACCGCAUGCUGAUGCGCAGAAUCAACAGCGAGCUCAGAAAUACGCAGAAGCUCAGCCAGAUGGUACGCGAGCUUCGCAGGAUUUUGCUGCCGGAUGGACAUCUUCCACCAUCGGUUCCCGAUCCCGACAUAGAAACGCAAGAGACCGAGUGGAUUCGUCUUCGGGCCCGACUGGUGUGUGCAACAGCUGGGCCGAACGAGAAGAGCCAAAAGGCCUUCGUGCCAUGGCUCGUCAAGAGGAUGCUGCUGGGAAGUGCAGACGACGGACUGAGUCGUGGCGAUUCGGACGCAGGCCUCCAAGACAUCCAGAUUCAAGUGCAACGGCUCACGAUGUGGCUAGAGCCCUUUUGCUCUCCGCAAGCCGCUGGUCCAAACACUCUGUUAGCAAUCUUGCUAUUUGAGCGAGUCGUUGCCGCCAUAUGCCCUGAUUUGACACUUUCGUAG